Molecule: messenger RNA, 1949 nt
Organism: Aethina tumida (small hive beetle)
Lineage: Eukaryota; Metazoa; Arthropoda; Insecta; Coleoptera; Nitidulidae
Product: probable RNA-binding protein CG14230
Exons: 5
Coding region: 38-1918 (626 amino acids)
Molecular function (GO): RNA binding
Source: RefSeq, a predicted model, not a curated record
AAACAUAACCUACAAUUCCACACAUGUUUGAAAUAAAAUGAGGUUGUUGGAGAAACGUAUAUUUAUUAGUGAUUUACCGGAAACAGUAACCCCGGACGAACUUAAAAAUGCCUUCCAAGAUUACGGAAAUGUUAAGUCCACGGAAAUUAAAGAAAGAAAGGAAUUGGGACCUAAAAAUUCUUCAUUGUUUUUUGCUUAUGUGAAUAUAGAAAUUGAUGAUUUUAGUUUACAAAAAUGCUUUAAAGAUUUUAACAAUAAUGAAUGGCAUGGGCAAUACGUUCAAUUACAAAUAGCUAGGGAAAGUUUUUUGGAUCGAUUAAAACGUGAAAGAGAAGAAAAUCCCACAAAACAAGGCUCUUCUGUUACACACUCCUCAACAGAAGACUCCAUAAAACCUAUUGACCAACCAAAAAUAUUAGAAAAGCAAAAUGAACAAAAAUCAGAAAGUAGCGGUAGUGAAACAGAAAUUGAAACAGAGAAACCUUUUAAAAACAAUAUUAACAAAAAAAUUAAAAAGGAAUCAUCUGAUUCCUCCAGUAGCGAUUCAGAAGAUGAAAAACCACCAAUAAAUAAAAUUGGUCAUAACAAACAACAAAUUAAAAAGGAAACUUGUGAAAAUAAUGAUGAACCUAUGCUAGACAGUGAUUUUGUAAUAAAAAGUAAUAAAGGAAAACAGUUAGGUAAAAAUGGUCUAGUUAUAGAAUCUGUUGGUAAAGAACCCAUUAUUAAAAUUGAUUUAUCUAAAAAGAAAACGGUGAAUAAUUCUGAAGCUAAUCAAAAGAGAUUGCAGUCAAUGAAUGAAAUGAGAAAAGGAUAUAAGUCACAAAAAUCCUUGAUUUCUGCAGCUUUGGCUGGUGUUGAUAAGAAAGUUAAUAAAGUAAUAUUCGAUGCCAAUGAGAAUGACACAAAGUUUAAAAAACCUGUUGAAAAAAAGAAGAUACUUUUUGAUGAUGAUGAUGAUGAAAAAGACUUAUGUGAAUUUAAGAUUAAAGAACAUUUUGAAGGUAAAAAAGGGCAAAAGUUAUUAGAGUUGCAAUCCAAAUACAAAAACGACUCGAGAUUUACGCUGGAUGAAAGAUUUCUGGAAGAUGAUCCUAAAGAAAGUGGUGAGGAAAAUCAGGAGAAUAUGGUAAAUGAUGGAGAUGACGAAACUAAUUUAGAAGAAGAAAAACAGAAGGAAUUUGAGAUUUUAGGUGAAAUUUUAGGGAAAACUAUAGCUCCUAAAAAUAUUGCAAAAGUAAAUGAAGUACAAGACAGGAAAAAAAUGUUACGAUUUGAUCCAAGUCAACCAGAUCAUUCAAAAUAUGAACUACAAAAUAACGAACCAAAAACCACUAAAAGGAAAAGAAAAGAUUCUAAUUCCGAGUUUAAUGAAAAGAAAGCGCAAGAAACCCAACAACCUGAAGUAUCCAAAGAAGUAUUUUAUAAGGUGACUGGUAAUUUGAAAGAUUCAUUGAAUGAAAAACAGGAGUUCAGUCUCUUAAGUAUGUUUGGGAAAAACAGAACAGAGGAAGAGUCAUUGGAAGAAGAGACUGUGAAACAGUUAAAUCAAAACAUUGUUGGACAGGAUUCAAAUCCAUUUAAAUAUGAUUCUUCAGAUGAUGAAGAUGAAACUAUUAAUAUUCCAAAUAAUAAAGAAGUAAAAGAAACUCCUUCAACUGAAAGGAAACAAGCUAGAUUUUGGUCAGAAAGUUUUUUCUUCAAGGAUGAUGAUUAUAGAUUACAGGAGGGCUUUGAUUUUGUUGAAAAAAUUCAAACAGAGGAGAAAGGAGAGUUUACAAAAUUGAGGAGGGAUCUUAAGGAGAUAGUUAGAUCAAAAGUUAGAAAUAACCAACGAAAAGAUAAACCAUUCAAAAAGAAGUUAGGUGGAAAUAAAAAACGAAAAAAUAUAAGGAUCAAGAAAGCUUUGAAAAGGUGAUAAGUGUAUAAAAAUAAAGUUUUAAAUUUUU